ACAAAGAAGCUGUGUGAACCGUACUUCCGUAGUGCGUCAGGUUGUAUGGAUUCAUCCAGAACAAAACGUCCAGGCUGCUAUUUUGAUUCUAUGUGGCGUAUUGCAGUUGCAUUAAAAUAACGUUUAGGCGGGCGGUCAGUGCUUUAACUAAUCCAGAAGAAGAUGCCCAAGGAAUCUGACGAAUCCUCCAAGGAGGAGCAGAACAAGAUUGACAAGGAUGGGCGGGAUGACACUGUGGAAACAUCGGAAGAGAUGAUCCGGAAGAGCAGCAGAAGAAAUAUUCCCAGUCCUCACAGACUCACCCCUCAGUCCAGUCCACCCAGAUUUGUGUCAGUGGAAGAGCUAUUGGAAACAGCCAAAGGAGUCACUAAUUUGGCCCUGGCCCAUGAGAUAGUGAUGAACAGGGCUUUUCAAGUCAAGCCUUAUGAGCCAGGAGAGGGAAGUUUGGAGAAAACGGUCAAAGAAAUAAUGCACAAAGCAUUUUGGGAUUGCCUUGAGUCACAGCUGAAUGAUGACCCACCAUCAUAUAGCUAUGCUGUCACACUGGUUGGUGAAAUUAAAGAGACCCUGCUGUCUUUUCUGUUGCCAGGUCAGAGCCGACUGAGAGGGCAAAUUGAAGAGGCUCUGGAUAUCUCACUGAUCCAGCAGGAGGCGGAGAACAGAGCUCUAGACAUCAAUAAAGUAGCCAAGUUCAUAAUUGACAUGAUGGGCACCUUUUGCGCACCCUGUCGUGAUGAAGACAUCAAACAGCUGCAUGAAAUCACUGACAUUGUGCCCCUUUUUAAGUCUAUAUUUGCAGUGCUGGACAAAAUGAAAAUCGAUAUGGCCAAUUUUGCUGUGAGCAGCCUGCGACCUCACCUCUUACAGCAGUCAGUAGAAUAUGAGCGGAAGAAAUUUCAUGAGUUCCUAGAGAAACAACCCAAUGCUUUGGAUUUCACACAGAAAUGGCUCCAAGACACAGCAGAUUAUGUAACUGAGGGUGGAGCAACAUGCACACCAAAUUCUGCUCAACUAACUCUACACAAUCAUGCCUAUCUACGCUUGUUAAAGUGGGACCAUGAUACUGAGUCUUUUCCAGAGACUCUUCUCAUGGAUCAGGGCAGGUUUCAGGAGAUGCAGCAGGAGCUGGAGCAACUGGCACUGGUGGCAUCAGUCCUGCUCAUAGUCUAUAACAGUGCCGGCGAGGCCAUUUCUGGACUCCCAGGCCUCAUGGAAAGACUGAAGAAAACCAUUAAGAUUCUGUUAGCGGAGAUGCACACUCCGUCCUUUAAUGCGGAUGAAACCUUUGCUGCGGUUGCAGAGAAAUUGUGUGUGGAGCUCAGAGGAUGCUUGUCUCAGCAUGGUUUUUCACCAUUUUCCUCAGAUAGAGAGAACAUAUUGAAAGGCCAAAUUGUAGCUGCGAAGACUACGGACAACCCCAUACGCAAAGUCAUUGACUCACGAAUCCAGAUGUACCUUCUUGGCUUCCUGGAGUCAAGCGACCACCGGAGUGCCCCGGCUCUCCCUGGAGGUCUGACACCCAUCAGCAAAGAGUUAGAGGAGAUUGCUGUUAAGUUGGGACGUUUGGUGACCUUCAACAAGCUAGUCUACUCUCCAUUCUACCACAAGAUCCUCCAAGAUAUUCUGAAACAAGGGGAAAGUUUAGAUGUGUAAACAAAACACCUGAAAUAUUUAUCACUAGUUGUCCUGGCUUUCACAUUCUGUAGCUAUGUACAAAUUAAAGUGUCUGUAAAAUAGCUAAUUAACUCCUCAAAACUCACAUGCUAGUACUAACAUAUUUAAGGGUUAACAGUCCCGACCUCCUCUCAUUGCAUUCUAUAUCAGGGAAUAUUUACGAUUAUAUCAAGACUUGAAUUGUCUAAAGCUUGGAUUGCUUUAGGCAAUGACUGAUAGUGAAUAGUGUACUGAAAUGUAAUGGAUAGCCUUGCAAAUACUCUUAUUGUUCGCAACAAAAUAUAAAAAGAAUACUUGCAUUUUACAAAAGAUUCACUUCCAGCAACAUUGUAAGUAGUUUCAGAUGUUUU
Molecule: messenger RNA, 2024 nt
Organism: Carassius carassius (crucian carp)
Lineage: Eukaryota; Metazoa; Chordata; Actinopteri; Cypriniformes; Cyprinidae
Product: T-complex protein 11-like protein 1
Exons: 10
Coding region: 163-1653 (496 amino acids)
Biological process (GO): signal transduction
Source: RefSeq, a predicted model, not a curated record